GUAACGUUAAAACUAAGUUUCACACAAAUAGAGAGUUUCUAUCAAUAGGGACCUCAAUUUGUUUCCCAUGGUAACACAAGUCCCAAUGGGUUUGUGUGUUUUCUGUUCCACUGGGAUACAAAAACAAGUGCACACACACACACACACACUCACACACACUCACACACACACACACACACAUACACACACACACACACAGGUUAAGAAUCACAUGAUGCUGUGCACACUCAAAGGGAGAGGCAGUGUACGGGUCAGAUUCCACAAGCAAUAUAACCACACAGUCGAUCUUCAUCUUAAAUCAGUGUGUGAACACGAUGGUGACAAGUGGCACGUCAGAAGAGAUGAAGCCAGGGAGCGUAACGCUGCAUCCUCUGGGCACGGCGGCAGCCCCCGAGCCAGAGCUGCUGUGUAUCUUUGGGACGGGGGACUUGGGACGCUCUCUGGGCCUGCGUCUGCUCCAGUCUGGCUACAGGGUGGUGUAUGGCAGCCGCAGACCGCACAGCUGUGGCCUCUUGCCUCAGGGAGCUCAGGUGAUGAGCCAUGCAGCAGCAGCCCAGUCGGCCAGUCUGAUCUUCAUCUGUGUGCACAGGGAACACUAUGAAUUCCUGGAGACAAUGGCAUCUCAUCUAGAAGGAAGGGUGCUGGUGGACCUCAGUAACAACCUGAAGAAAGACAUGUACCCUGAGGCCAAUGCCAUCUACCUGCAAAGACUGGUUCCUGGAGCUGCUGUGGUGAAAGGCCUCAACACGCUGUCUGCCUGGGCCCUGCAGAACGGACUCCUGGCAGGAAAACAGGUCUACCUGUGUGGGAACAGUGCAGAGGCAAAGCAGGCAGUAGCAGAGAUGGCCACCAAGCUGGGUCUCACAGUUCUGGACAGAGGGUCUCUGUCUGCAGCCAGAGAACUGGAGGACUUCCCCCUGCAGCUGUUCCGAGAGUGGAGGCUGCCUGUACGCGUGGCUGCCGGCCUCACCGCCUUCUUCUUCUUCUAUCUGCUCAUUAGAGAUGUCAUCUACGCGCUGGUUGAACAGGGGGACGACAUCUCCUACAGAAUCAUGAUGUCCCUGGGCAACAAGGUCUUUCCCAUUGUGUCGCUCAUCAUGUUGUCCCUGUGUUACCUGCCUGGCGUCAUCGCUGCCUUUCUGCAGCUCUACAGAGGAACCAAAUACAAGCGUUUCCCCCCUUGGCUGGACCGCUGGAUGCUGUGCAGGAAGCAGAUGGGUUUGAUCGCACUGGGCCUUGCUUUUCUCCAUGUCAUCUACACGUUCAUCAUUCCUAUUCGCUAUGCUGUCAGACACAAAGUCAUCUCACGCGUGGUGAAUGAGAUGAAGAACAAUAAAACCACCCCGUUUUACUUUGAUGAUACGGAGGCAUGGGGCACAGACUCGUUCUUUGUGCUGGGGAUCCUGGGUUUCUUUCUUUAUGUCCUGCUAGGCCUGACAUCCCUGCCCUCUGUGGGAGGCUCCCUCAGCUGGAGGGAGUUCAACUUCAUUCAGUCUAAGCUGGGCCACCUGACCCUGUCCAUAUGCACUGCGCACGGCUACAUUUACGGCUGGAACAAAUUUCUUCGUCCCUCUACCUACAAGUGGUACACUCCUCCGGGCUACAUGCUCUGCUUGAUCGUGCCGUCUGUGGUUUUGGUGCUCAAGCUGCUGCUCCUCCUUCCCUGCGUGGACCGCACCCUUACCCGCAUUCGACAAGGCUGGGAGAGGAGCCAGCCGAGGGGGGACAUGGGUGAGAGUAAUGCCACCAACCUGUGAAGGUCAUCAGGGUUGUAGGUUCAUCACUGAGGCUUUCCUCCAUUCAUUAUGUUGAGAGGAAUACGAUUUAAUGUACAUAUAAUUUAUAUUUUAAGAAUCUGGCCUGAAAAAGUAAAAUGUUUUUUUAAAUUUUCAAAUUGCCAUAGAUUUGGAAAACAUUUAUUAUAAUAUACAAUGUUCUCAUUUUAUAAAGCGUUGCUGAUGUUUACUUUUUGGAAGUAACCUCUUUAUUUUCAGGUUGGCUUUUGAAAGAAAAAAAAAACAGCCAAGGAUAAAACAAAAACAUAAAACAAAUAAAGAUUUGAUUU
Molecule: messenger RNA, 2065 nt
Organism: Scophthalmus maximus (turbot)
Lineage: Eukaryota; Metazoa; Chordata; Actinopteri; Pleuronectiformes; Scophthalmidae
Product: metalloreductase STEAP4-like
Exons: 9
Coding region: 315-1757 (480 amino acids)
Biological process (GO): copper ion import
Cellular component (GO): plasma membrane; endosome
Molecular function (GO): cupric reductase (NADH) activity; ferric-chelate reductase (NADPH) activity
Source: RefSeq, a predicted model, not a curated record